Calypte anna (Anna's hummingbird) is the source of this 1801-nucleotide messenger RNA. RefSeq names its product interleukin 18 receptor 1 (gene IL18R1). The transcript is spliced from 11 exons. The record is from RefSeq and is a predicted model, not a curated record. Lineage: Eukaryota; Metazoa; Chordata; Aves; Apodiformes; Trochilidae. Bases 104 to 1801 code for a protein of 565 amino acids. Gene Ontology annotation, molecular function: interleukin-1 receptor activity; interleukin-18 binding; interleukin-18 receptor activity. Gene Ontology annotation, biological process: positive regulation of type II interferon production; interleukin-18-mediated signaling pathway.
ACCCCCGCAGCCCGGCUUGAAGCUGCCCAGCGCCUCGGCUUUCAGAACAAGCACGAACAAUUAAUUUUUGUCUUUCUGGAGAAGUAAGAAAUAACUCAAAAAAAUGAGUCCGAUGAUAUUUUUUUUAAUCUUUAUUAUUGAAUCUGCCACUGAGAAGCUGUGUCCCCUUCGCCCCAUCAUUGAUGUACUGGAAGGGGAAUAUUUUUUCCUUUGUUAUCCUGAGUCAAUGCAAGAACACACUCAGGAUAAAGCAAACAAAAUAAACUGGUAUAAAGAAAAUGCUGGAAAGCAGCACCUGAUAAAGGAAACACACAGAAUUGUUUCUAAAAUGAAUUUUCUGGAAUUUUGGCCAGCUGAGCUCAGUGACUCUGGAAAUUACUCUGUUGCUUACAGCAAUGGAAAACAAAACUUCACAGUUCCAAAGUGGACCUUGAAUGUACUUGAAAGAGAUAAAAGCAGCUGUUUCAACAAAAAUCAUUUAACUACAGAAAUAAAAAAUGCUGGAACUGGUCAUUCGUUGAAAUGCAGUGAUCUGUCUGUCAAUCAAAAUGACAGCAUAAGAUGGUACAAGGACUGUAAAAUCUAUGAAAAUGAAACAGAGCGAGAACUGGAUUUUAAAACCUUAGUAGUAGAGCACUCUGGGAUAUAUACCUGUAAAAUUUUAAUCAGUCACGAAGGAAAGAUGUACCACAGCACAAAUACAAUUAAGCUGGUAGUAGAAGAAGAUGCACCAGAGGCUGUAGCUUUGGAGAUAGUUGGGCUUGAUGAAGAAAUUGCAACAGAAAUAGGUAAAGAAGAGGUACUCAAUUGCACAGCUUUCUUGGGUUACUACACGCGAGAAGAUGCCAGCCUCUACUGGUUAAUUAAUCAAACAUUUCCAGAAAAAUGCACAGGUAUCCCUGAGAAUGAACCUUCAAUAUGUGAAGAAGAAUUAAAAACAUUACAGCUGGGAAACAAAUUCUAUGUCACAAGGCUACUGCAGAUUAAAAAAGUAACAAAUGAGGAUAUGCAUCAUAAUUUCACCUGCGUGUUGCAAGCUGAUGAAAGAACACAAAUAAAAAUUGUGAAACUGAAGAAAGGGAACACCCAAGAUCUGCCUGUGCACAUAUUUACAACUGGAAUGGUCCUUGCUGUACUAUUCCCAUGUGUUUCUGUAGCUGUGGUGUUUGUCUGUGUGAUGUUUAGAGUUGACUUAGUCCUGUUUUACAGGAGCCUAUGCAGAAGAGAUGACACUGCUGGAGAUGGAAAAGAGUAUGAUGCAUUUGUGUCUUACCUGAAAGACUGUGUUUCUCCUUCUGAAGAAGAGAGAGAAUUUGCUUUGAAUAUAUUACCCAUGGUAUUAGAAGAAAACUUUGGGUACAAGUUAUGUAUAUUUGAGAGGGAUGUAUGCCCUGGAGGAGCGGUUGUUGAUGAUAUCCAUUCUUUCAUUGACAAAAGCCGAAGAUUAAUCAUUAUACUGAGCCAGAACUACAUUUCUGACAGAGCCAUGUAUGAACUUAAAAGUGGACUGCAUAAAGCCCUUGUUGAAAAAAAAACUAAGAUCAUAUUAAUUGAAUAUAUGCCUGUAAGUGACUACAAUUUCUUGCCAGAAUCACUGUCUCUUUUACCAUCAAAGAGGGUUGUGAAGUGGAAAAAGGAUAAAUCUCUUCCUGUGAAUUCCAGAUUUUGGAAGAACCUUCGGUACUUGAUGCCAGCAAAACCUAGCAAAAUAAACACCAAAGGGCACUACAAUACUCUUGACUUAGGCUCAGAAGGGGCUCAACCAUGGACUGAGGUUCAUGACUUCAGUGCAGUCAUAUAA